Nothobranchius furzeri (turquoise killifish) is the source of this 2344-nucleotide messenger RNA. It is a transcript of the gene smad9, whose product is annotated as SMAD family member 9. Gene Ontology annotation, biological process: cell differentiation; SMAD protein signal transduction; transforming growth factor beta receptor signaling pathway. Gene Ontology annotation, cellular component: heteromeric SMAD protein complex. Gene Ontology annotation, molecular function: I-SMAD binding; RNA polymerase II cis-regulatory region sequence-specific DNA binding; DNA-binding transcription factor activity, RNA polymerase II-specific. NCBI's taxonomy places the organism in Eukaryota, Metazoa, Chordata, Actinopteri, Cyprinodontiformes, Nothobranchiidae. The record is from RefSeq and is a predicted model, not a curated record.
AGCACACGCUUGCGCACACAAUCAACUGAACACACGCGCGCACGCCCCCAAACACACCUACACUACACAGCUUCAGUGAACCGGUCCAAACCUCUACAGACUGGAAGCCUACACGGUGACGCUGCUGCGCACUUGUUAUCAUAACAAAGAUGACUGAAACUUGACCCGGAUUCCUGGCGAUGUGAGGAGUACCCAUCCCUGCAGGAGGCUCUGAAAUCCCAAGCCGCUGAUCCCUUCUGUGCCAACACAGAGAAAGGAUUUAGGGUUUGCACAGCUCUGGCUGGAGUUCAACUCCCUCGCCAGAGCUGCUCGGAAGUUACAGCGGAAUACAAAAGGAAGAGGAAAAAAACUUUACACAAAGCCAUCAAGCUUUUUCUUUGCUUCUUCUUAGUGGUGGCUACUCAUCGGUUGCCUCUUCACCCCUGUCCCCAAGGGAACUAUUAUCUCUUUAACCAGACCUAUCAGCUCAUUUAGCCACCUGUUUACUCAUCUCAAAAUGAACUCCUCCACCUCCAUCACGUCGUUGUUCUCCUUCACCAGUCCGGCGGUGAAGCGCCUGCUCGGUUGGAAGCAAGGUGAUGAGGAGGAGAAGUGGGCAGAGAAGGCUGUGGAUUCUUUAGUGAAAAAACUAAAGAAGAAGAAGGGUGCGAUGGAGGAGCUGGAGCGGGCCCUCAGCUGUCCUGGGCAGCCCAGUAAAUGUGUUACCAUUCCACGAUCACUGGACGGAAGGCUGCAGGUGUCCCAUAGGAAGGGUCUGCCCCAUGUGAUCUACUGCAGGGUGUGGCGCUGGCCAGACCUCCAGUCCCACCAUGAGCUGAAGGCCCUCGAAUGCUGCGAGUUUCCCUUCGGCUCCAAGCAGAAAGACAUCUGCGUCAAUCCCUACCACUACAGACGAGUAGAGACUCCAGUGCUUCCACCAGUUCUUGUUCCACGUCACAGUGAGUACAACCCGCAGCACAGUUUACUGGCCAAGUUUAGAAGUGCCUCCUUGAACAACGAGCCACUGAUGCCCCAGAACGCCACCUACCCAGACUCCUUCCCUCCACUGCCCUGCUCCUCCUUCUCCUCUUCAUCACCGGCUUCAUCCCUCGCCCAGUCGCCCACCUCGCAGAGUUUCCCCAACUCCCCCAGCAGCUCUGCAGAGCCUGGUAGUCCAUUUCACGUAACAGCUGAGACUCCUCCUCCUCCCUACAGCAUGAUGGAGACUAAUUCCCAAGAUGACGUUAAGCCAAACAACCCCACAGAAACUACUAAACUUACAUUUUCUGCUCCACACAGAGAUUUACGACCCGUGUGCUAUGAAGAGCCAGAGUACUGGUGCUCCGUAGCCUACUAUGAGCUCAACAACCGGGUUGGAGAGACUUUCCAUGCCUCGUCCCGUAGCGUCUUGGUGGACGGCUUCACAGACCCAUCCAACAACAAGAAUCGAUUCUGCCUUGGCCUGCUUUCCAACGUCAACCGCAACUCCACCAUCGAGCACACUCGCAGGCACAUAGGCAAAGGGUUACAUCUGUACUACGUGGGCGGGGAGGUGUACGCAGAGUGUCUGAGUGACAGCAGCAUCUUCGUCCAGAGUCGUAACUGUAAUUUCCAGCACGGCUUCCACACCACCACUGUCUGUAAGAUCCCCAGUGGCUGCAGCCUCAAGAUUUUCAACAACCAAUUGUUUGCUCAGCUUCUCGCUCAGUCUGUCAAUCACGGGUUCGAGGUCGUCUAUGAGCUAACCAAGAUGUGCACCAUCCGCAUGAGCUUUGUCAAGGGCUGGGGGGCUGAAUACCACCGUCAGGAUGUGACCAGCACCCCUUGCUGGAUUGAAGUCCAUCUGCAUGGACCGCUACAGUGGCUGGACAAGGUGCUCACACAGAUGGGUUCCCCACACAACCCCAUCUCUUCAGUAUCAUAACAUGAAUCGUGUCUCUCGGUCUCACACAGGUAGUCGUUGAUUCUGUAUGUUUCGCUCUAUUUUCUGUCUCACUCUAAUGAGGCAUCUCACAAAAAUGACAAAUGUAGCAUUUUGUCCUUUUAAGCUUUAAAAAUUGUCAUUUAAUUUCAUUAUGAUGAAGCCUUGAUCUUUAAUUUAGUUUCUAUUGAGACGUGGAACUGCACAUUACAUAAAAAUGGGAUAUAUUUGGAGGUACUUAAAUGUUACAUAUUAGUGUUUUGUGCUGUAUUUCUAUAUGCUGACCAAUGUUUGAAUGUACUGGUUGCUUUGAACCUUUUUUGUUACUUUAAUCAUUAGAUUUGUCAUUUGUUUAAACAAUGUGUUUGAAUCAUGUUUUUCAUAAAUUGAAUGUUUAAAGCUGCUCUUUUUCUCUCUUUCAAAAAUAAAGCUUGGCUCAUUUGG